Molecule: messenger RNA, 1710 nt
Organism: Nanorana parkeri
Lineage: Eukaryota; Metazoa; Chordata; Amphibia; Anura; Dicroglossidae
Product: ATP-binding cassette sub-family C member 8-like
Exons: 13
Biological process (GO): potassium ion transport; transmembrane transport
Cellular component (GO): membrane
Molecular function (GO): ATP binding; ABC-type transporter activity; sulfonylurea receptor activity
Source: RefSeq, a predicted model, not a curated record
CUAUCCAAUCAUCUCCCAACUAUGGCUCUUGUCUCUGCAGAAGUACGUCUUCUACAAAUGUCCGAAGGAAGUGAAGCCCCCGGAGGACUUGCAGGAUCUAGGGGUGCGCUUCCUGCAGCCAUUCGUCAAUCUCCUGUCCAAGGGGACGUAUUGGUGGAUGAACACGUUCAUUAAGACGGCGCACAAGAAGCCCAUCGACCUGAAAGCAAUUGGAAAGCUGCCCAUCGCCAUGAGGGCCGUGACUAAUUACCUCCUGCUUAACGAGGCCUUCAAAGCACAAAAGAGGAAGUCUUCUCCGUGUCCGGCGGGGGUGCGCUCCAUCUGGUACGCGCUCUGUCACGCCUUCGGCCGCCCGCUUGUUCUCAGCAGCAUCUUCCGCAUCCUGGCCGACAUGUUGGGAUUUGCUGGUCCGCUCUGUGUGUCCGGGAUCGUCCAUCACCUGAGCCAAGAAAACGAGACCUUCCACCCGCGGGUAAGGGUCAGCACAGCCGAGUUCCUGGCGAAUCCCUACGUCCUGGCCGUCCUCCUCUUCUUCGCUCUCCUCCUGCAGAGAACCUUCCUGCAAGCUUCAUACUAUGUCGCCAUUGAGACCGGGAUCAACCUGCGAGGAGCCAUACAGACGAAGAUCUAUAGGAAGAUCAUGCAUCUCUCCACCUCCAACAUGUCCAUGGGGGAGAUGACGUCCGGGCAGAUCUGCAACCUGGUGGCCAUCGAUACCAACCAGCUGAUGUGGUUCUUCUUCCUGUGCCCCAAUCUCUGGGCAAUGCCCGUCCAGAUCAUAAUGGGGAUCAUCCUCCUCUAUUACAUUCUGGGGAUCAGUGCCUUAAUCGGAGCCGCCGUCAUCAUAGUUCUGGCGCCGGUCCAGUAUUUCGUAGCCACAAAGUUGUCACAGGCCCAGCGCAGCACUCUGGAAAAUUCUAAUGAGCGUCUGAAGAAGACCAAUGAGAUGCUGCGAGGGAUUAAGCUGCUGAAGUUGUAUUCGUGGGAGCAGAUUUUCCGCGGCAGCGUGGAGGAGACGCGGCAGAAGGAGCUGAGCAGCCUGAAGGCCUUCGCUUUAUACACCUCCAUAUCCAUAUUUAUGAAUGCCGCCAUUCCCAUCGCCGCUGUGCUCAUAACGUUUGUGGUCCACGUUCACCUCCUGAGCCACCGCGACUUCUCUCCGGCCGUGGCCUUCGCCUCCCUCUCCCUCUUCCACAUCCUGGUCACGCCGCUAUUCCUCCUGUCCAGUGUGGUCAGGUCCACCGUGAAAGCUCUGGUCAGCGUCCAGAAGCUCGGCGAGUUUUUCUCCAGCGAGGAGAUCGGAGAGGAAACGGAUAAAUCUGUGCCGUACCGGAAGAGGGGACCCCACAAGUACCAGGCCGUGCCACUCAAAGUUGUAAACCGUAAACGGCCAAUCCGAGAAGACUGGAGCGCGUUCACCUGCCAGCAGAGAGGAGGCGCCGACAACCCAGAGGAAAACGAGUUCUGUAUAAAGAUCACCAAUGGAUUUUUUACUUGGACUCCAGACGGAUCUCCGACUUUAUCCAACAUUGACAUCCGGAUUCCCCAAGGUCAGCUGACCAUGAUUGUCGGGCAGGUCGGAUGUGGGAAGUCAUCACUCCUGUUGGCAACGCUGGGCGAGAUGCACAAGAUUUCGGGUGAUGUCUUCUGGAACAGCAGCGUCCCCGACAGCGAGACCGGCGAGGACGUCAGGUGAGGAACGGGGGAGGG